Tripterygium wilfordii is the source of this 1715-nucleotide messenger RNA. RefSeq names its product protein BREVIS RADIX-like. Lineage: Eukaryota; Viridiplantae; Streptophyta; Magnoliopsida; Celastrales; Celastraceae. Bases 392 to 1447 code for a protein of 351 amino acids. The transcript has 7 exons. The record is from RefSeq and is a predicted model, not a curated record.
UUGAAACAAAAAAAUCCGGAGCCGGAGCUGCACGAAUCCACAAAUUUACUUUCUGGUGUAAUCCGGAUCCAGACCCGGGUUCGUCGCCGGAAACAAGUUUUGUCGUUUCUGGGUAUAAAUUUAGCAAGCAGAGGGGGUUUGAUAUUGUUGUUCUUGCAAGAGUCGAUAUUCUCCUGGAAAAUUCGAGGGGUAUUACUUGAAGAUUUUUGGGAUUUUUGUCAUUUUUCAAAGCUGCAAUCAGUCUGAAAUGAAUUAAACUAUUUCAUAUGCAUUAAGGUAUUAAAAGGGGACAGCUAAGAGAGACCCAGCAGAGAAGCAGCUGCAGAAGAACACACAGGUUGGGUUGGGAGUUGUGAGUAGAGGGUGAAAAGGUAAUUCAAGGAAAGAGAACAUGUUUACGUGCAUAGCUUGUACGAAGCAAGUGGCAGAGGACGGAGGAGAAGAAGAUGGAGGUAAGCGUGGCACUGACACUCCCAGGACUAAAGAAGCCGUCAAAAGCCUCACCACUCAGAUUAAAGAUAUGGCAUUGAAGUUCAAGCCCUGCGCAGGCUCCAGCAGCUACAAGAAAGGGCAUCGACCUUACCCCGAUUUCGAUGCAGCUUCAGAGGGGGUUCCUUACAGCUCAAGCUCAACUCCUGCUUGGGAUUUUACAAGUGGAAGUCACUACCCAGGUGCAAGAUUUGACCCGAGAUUUACUGGAUCAUAUGGUGGUGACCGAACCCCUGGCGGAAGAGAGUCAUGUGAUGUUGUACUAGAGGAUGAGGAUGAGCCUAAGGAGUGGAUGGCACAAGUCGAACCAGGCGUUCACAUUACCUUUGUAUCUCUUCCUCAAGGAGGCAAUGAUUUAAAACGAAUUCGUUUCAGCCGGGAUAUGUUUAAUAAGUUGCAAGCGCAACGAUGGUGGGGAGAGAAUUAUGACAGAAUUAUGGAGCUCUACAAUGUCCAAAGAUUUAAUCGACAAGCUUUUAACGCUCAGUCAGAGGAUGAGCCGAGAGAUUCUUGUUACUCGAGACUAGGAUCAACGAGAGACAGCCCGAUGGCUUCAUCGUUAAACAAAGAGUGGACGCCAAGGAACCACUAUAAACCCAGUGGAAGUAGAGGGUACUUCCCGUCUGAUCAUCUAGAUCAAGGAGGUGGAGGCCACCACUACAAUGCUGGAACAAGUGCUUAUGCUUCUGGUGGUCCAAGAGGAGAGUGUUCUAUGGAAGCUUCAAGGACAACAACGUCAUCAAGAGACGAGGCCUCGGUCUCUGUAAGCAAUGCCAGUGAGGUGGAGUCGGAAUGGGUGGAGGAAGAUGAGCCUGGAGUGUACAUCACCAUUCGACAAUUAAUGGACGGCACUAGGGAACUCCGGCGGGUCAGGUUCAGCCGAGAGAAGUUCGGGGAGGUGAAUGCAAAACGGUGGUGGGAAGAUAAUAGAGAAAGAAUACAAGCUCAAUACCUUUAGAUAUACGAUCGCCCUUUACACAACCUACUCUAUUGGAGGUUAAAAGAAUUCAGUGAGGGCAGCGUUGGAUGUGUUCUUCAUAUAGACUCUCCUCCAGUUUUGUUUCAUUGAGAUAAAGUCCGUACGGAAAACAUAAGCUAGAACACAUCCCCAACAUUCAUCACUAGUUUUUAUAGAAAUUCAUUAUUUCAUUGAAGAGUGCGAAUCAUGUAAGAACAGUAUCAUUCUAUUGGAUUCUUUCUAAGGCCAACCCACUUACUUCUUCAAA